Messenger RNA from Phalacrocorax carbo (great cormorant), 6147 nucleotides. The record is from RefSeq and is a predicted model, not a curated record. Lineage: Eukaryota; Metazoa; Chordata; Aves; Suliformes; Phalacrocoracidae.
AUACAUACAUUUAAAAACUACAAAUUCUAAAAAAGGGUCUUGCCAAUACUAGUUAAAAAAAACCCAAACACCAGUGACCCCCUCCAAGGGAGGGGCGAGGGUGGGGAACCCAAACAAAACAAAAAUCCGGCAGUGGUGUGACCCUAGCCAGACUUUCUAAGGAGACGUGACUUUGCACUGAAAUUUGUAGUGAUAUUGCAGAGAUUUUAUGGCUCUGAGUUGUAUUAACAACUGGGGUUUUUUGCAAGAUUGGAUGAAGCCAGAGUUUAUUAUAAGCAUGCUGCUAGAACCCUAAAGGACUUGCGGGCUGAAUUGAGUAAAUGAAAACAGAUUAGUUUGUGUUUUGUUGUUGUCAUCCUGUGUCGUUGUUGUCACUGUGUCCCAUCCCUGCCCCAAGAAUUAUCCCUGCAAAUGUUUUACUUGUGCAGCUAGUUUAGGUGAUUAAUAAUUUUCUUUUUACCUCUUAGUCUUUUUUCAUAAGUGUGACAUACAAACAGAAAUCUGUAAAAUUUGUUUCUGUCAUUUGAAUAUUUAUGUUCUUCACUACCGUUAAUUCACUCUGAAAACUUGUCAAAGGCAGAAGGGACUACACGAAUGCCAGUGUUUGCUUUUAGUACUCAGACGUGCAAAAAGCCACACAGAAAGCAGCAGUAUAGAGCACGCAAUGACUCAAAAACUGCGAUUUUGCUGGCAGAGAAUUUGCCUGUAUGUAGCCGUGAGUUAGCAGCAGCUUCCUGUGCUCAGGUGCAGUGAAAAACUGGUUAGCUGAAGAGGAGGAAAUACUGUCUAAAUAAUCUCCUUUCUGCUUCAUCGUUACAAAGCUUUUUUUUUUUUUUUUUAGAAAAAAGAAGAAGUUUUGGAUUAAAGCUUAUUUCUGCUGAAGACAAUAAGUAAUCACAGCAGUUAUCCCUGUAUUGGGUCACUAAUGUCACUAAUGUCAUGAGGAAGAGGAUGCAAGGUCUGUGCUAGCAGAAUGCCUCCUCUACUUCCAGAUAGCAUUUUGUUAUCAGGGAAAAAUUUAAAGGGGUGGGGGUUGGGGUUUGUUUUGGUUUUCUUAAGGCGUGCCAGCAGCAGGAUGGGCACAUCUUCGGUAGGGAUCACAUGGUGAGAAAGAUGUAAACAGUCUAGAAAGGCUGAAAGAAAAGUUUAGUCAUAACUUGGACCAAAGACAGGUGGAAAGUAAUGCUUAUGUUAUUGGCAACUAUUAAAGAUCCAUCUUUCCCAAGGCACGAUGAAAUUUUUGAGAAACAGAAUUUUUCAGGAAAAAGUAAUUGUACAAAACAAGUAGCAUAGUCAAAUAGGUAUGAGUAAAAGUAGCCCAAUUUGUAAACUGAUAAAAAUAACUGAGUAUAAUCAUAAAUGCAAGGAGGUCAACAAAUAAAAGACUGCUUCCAACCACGAUUAUCCCUGCCAUGUGUUAUACAAACCUGGUAGUUUAAGCCGCUUCAUUUUUCCACCUCACUGACUCCUACCGACUUCUUUAGAUCACAGUGUUAAAUUCAGCAUUCACUGUAUUCAACUGAAAUGUCAACAAAUAGGUGAGAUCUCCUCUAAGUAAUAGCUUAAGACUUUUAGAAGCAUAAAGUGUAUUAUAACAGAGUUACGUUCUGAAAGAAGUGUGAGUGGGGGUGAAUACUAAACUUCCCGUUCUUGGUGGUGGGUCAAAAAAGUGCAAUUAAUAUCUUCAGCACAGGUAAGUCCACCUUUCCUGAAAAUGCAACAAAGAAGAAAAGAGAACGUGACAGAAGGGGGAGGACAAGCUAGCCCUGUUAUCCUGCCUGGAAGGCUGGAAAAGUAGGUGGGAGAAAGAAAACCCUGGGGGCUGUGAGUGGUGUAUCAUAUUUAUACCAUCUCUUUUGAGGGACUGAAAUAGAGAGUGAUGAGCUCUAUACAGAUCUGCACAGAAUUAACCAGAAUCUAGCAAAGGCAGUAGCCACAUUGUGCCAGUAUUUCAAGAAUAAGGACUUUGUACUGUGCCUGGAAUUCAUGCAAAACCUGCACGGCAGUUCCAGUUCGCUGGUGGUUGCUGGCAGGGAUCCCAGGCGGUUUCUGUGCUGGAGAGUGGGGGAAGGGAGAAUAAGAGGAAAAAGAGCAAGUCCCGGCCGGCUUCCUCCCAUACACGUCUUAGAGGAUCAGGACUGCUCACCUCAGCAAGGAGCAAGAGGGAUUUCAGAGCAAGAAUAACUGAGACAAGGAAUUUACAUAACCAACUAUGUACCUGUUUCAUACAUGGGGGAGCCAUGAAGUUUACCUGGGGAAACAAUGGAGCUGCCUAAACAUUUGGCUAAUCUUAUGCUUGUUUCCAAGAACCUGUGUAUCAAAUCCUUCAAAACCCAAUAUUUUACUGAUACUGGCUGAUGAUCUUGGUAUUGGAGAUGUGGGUUGCUAUGGCAACAAUACAAUAAGGACCCCUAACCUUGAUGGCCUGGCAAAGGAAGGAGUGAGACUUACUCAGCACAUCGCUGCAGCUGCUGUCUGUACUCCAAGCAGAGCAGCUUUCCUGACUGGCAGAUACCCCAUCAGAUCAGGUAUGGCAUCUGGCACUGAACGGCAGGUUCUCUUUUGGAACGGGUGUUCUGGUGGGCUCCCACCAAACGAAACUACUUUUGCCAGAAUACUGCACCAGCAAGGUUAUACUACAGCACUUAUAGGGAAGUGGCAUAUGGGUGUGAACUGCAAAUCCCGCUGUGAUCACUGCCACCAUCCGUUAAAUCAUGGCUUUGAUUAUUUUUACGGCAUGCCUUUCACCCUUUUGAAUGAGUGUCAAGGCACAGAUGACCCUGAACUGGCCAAGUCUUUGCAAGAUACAUAUUGGCUUUACACACAGAUGAUCAUCCUUGCAGUGUUUACGCUCUUGAUUGGGAAACUUACCGGUUUAUUCUCAGUAAAAUGGAAAAUAAUCAUAUGUCUGGCCAUCUGUGGUCUCCUGUACUUUAUCUUCUGGUUCUCCAGCUAUGGUUUCACCAAGUACUGGAACUGUAUCCUGAUGAGAAACCAUGAUAUCACUGAACAGCCAAUGAAUCUAGAAAAAACUACUUCUAAUAUGCUGAGGGAGGCCAUUUCAUUCAUUGAAAGAAACAAGCAUAGACCAUUUCUUCUCUUUGUUUCCCUUUUACAUGUUCACACCCCUCUCAUUACCACAGAGAAGUUUCAGGGAAGAAGCAGGCAUGGGCUAUAUGGUGAUAAUGUAGAGGAGAUGGACUGGAUGGUGGGCAGGCUUCUGGAUGUUAUUGACAAAGAAGGCUUGAAGAAUACCACAUUCAUUUAUUUUGCAUCUGAUCAUGGAGGAUCCUUAGAGGCUCACAGAGGAAAUGCCCAGUUGGGUGGAUGGAAUGGGAUCUAUAAAGGUGGAAAAGGCAUGGGAGGCUGGGAAGGAGGGAUCCGUGUCCCAGGAAUAGUUAGAUGGCCAGGAGCAUUGCCUGCAGGGACAGUUAUCAAUGAACUGACAAGCCUUAUGGACAUUUUCCCAACAGUGGCUCACCUUGCUGGAGGAGCGGUGCCUCAGGACAGGGUGAUUGACGGGCACACCUUGCUGCCUUUGCUGCGGGGGACAGUUCAGCACUCCAGGCACGAGUUCAUGUUUCACUACUGCGGUGUGUUUCUGCAUGCAGUGCGGUGGCACCAAAAGGACAGUGGCGCCAUAUGGAAAGCUCAUUAUGCUACUCCAGUAUUCCAGCCAGAAGACUCCGGGGCCUGUUUUGGAAGAGGAAUUUGCCCGUGUUUCGGAGAUGGUGUAACCUAUCAUGACCCUCCACUGCUGUUUGAUCUCUCGCGAGAUCCUUCUGAGGCAAAUCCUCUAUCAGCUGACACGGAGCCCUUGUUCGACACUGUAAUGAGGAGAAUAGGAAAAGCUGUAGAAGAGCAUCGCAAGACACUGACUCCAGUCCCACAACAGCUGUCUCCUUACAAUAAUAUAUGGAAGCCCUGGCUGCAGCCAUGCUGUGGCACAUUCCCCUUCUGUUGGUGCAAUGAAGAAAACAACCGAGCAGAUGGCACGCUUUAAUACCAAAAAUCAAAGUACAGUGAGCUUAAAAAAAGUAAUAGUUUUUGCUUUCACAAGACUAUGGUCAUACAGAGAAUUACACUGGAAUAACUGAAAGGGACGUUAUUGAUGCUUUUUAUUCAACCUUUUCUCUUACCCACAGAAAUUCAGUAAGCAUGUAGUUUAAAAAAAAUUGAAAAUGCUCCAAACAUAUUCCACUUAUGAGUCACCCGUAUAAUCUGUCCCUCAAGUGCAUAAUUCUGGAUGAAAGACCCAAAUAAAUGAAACAACAUUUCUUUCCUUACUGAUACUCAAUUUUCGUAAAUGACGAAUGAGGGCAGACUGUAAUUGCAGCUGUUCGUCAGGUAAUAUGCUUGUUAAGGCAACAGGACUGAGCCCAAGUGGGGAUCUCUAUUCGGGCCUUACCUUUUUAAUGAAAAAAACUGUCCUGUGUUUAAAAGCACGAUUGCACAUUUAAUUUGGAAACAUACCAAAACACACUGGCCUCUAAGAAAUAACCACCUACUGAUUUACAGCAAUUUUUUGCCUCAUCUGUACAUCCUUUUAUCUCUCAUGCAAGAAUUCCCAGGAAAAACUGAACCGAGAAGUAUUUUUUAAAAAUCAGGUAGCUAAAGUUAUCAUCUCAAGUCCAGCAGCGAAGUAUGUAGCUAUUCUGAAAUGCCAAAGCACAGCAAUUCCUACUGACACACAUUUUCCAUGUUAAAUGAUCUUACUUGCAAGAGCAUUGAAAAUCAUCACCCAGCUGCCUUGACAAGAUAGGUCCCGAAUUUCAUGAUCCUUGAGACCAGUUCGUAAGCUGCGUGUCCCACUUCAGCGAUAAUGCUCCUGAUUUCCCUAAGGGUGCUAUUACGCCCCAUGAAAAACGUGCUUUGUUUUGUGAGACAGCACUUUGUUUUCAGGGAGAGGUGUUAAAAAAUUCACUGCGCUCACUAAUCACUUCAGCGUACAGGUCAUCUUCUCCAAGCCAAGCAAGUGUCAGCACUCUGUACAGUCUUUAGAGAAAGAGAGGGAAUUAAAAUAUCUAAUCCUCUCUUGCUGCCCUGAGGUUAAAUAAAUGCAUCUCUCAAUAUAUAAUCCUAACCAUGGUUUUGCAGGGUUUUUGUGUCAAAUCCGAUUUUAAGCAGAGGUUCCUUCAUUUUCUGCUUCAAAAAAAAGUGGACUGUGUGCCAGAGACUCAGAUUCAAACUUCUAAGCCCUCCUAGACACUCUAUGUUCACUCCUACCACACAGCUAAAGGUCACCAAGAUUUUAAAAGUAACAAGGGAUGGCAAGAGCAGCACAGAGGCUGCUUCAGGUGACUUGUUUCCUUAAAGCUAGCUGCCUUGCAGAACCACACUGGCGCAGAUCUGUUGAGUACCAAGGCUGUCUGUGUGUCAUUUUUUGCCUUUUAGAAAUAGGAGGAGAUCAUAAGGCCCACGGCAGCCCUCCCAGCUCUUGCAGCAGCAGGUCCCAGCCCUUUCACCAGCCUUGCGACAAAAGAGUGUGUGUGCCUGGACUACGCGCCUUUUGCAGUGUUUUCAGGUACGCUCCUGACUCACACCCCCGAUGUGGUAUAUCACCAGCGUGGUAAGUCGCUACGUUAUUUUGCUCUAAACAGCACAGGUUGUGACCAUGAUGUAGCACCAAACACACGUCUCCAAAAAGCUGACCGGGUGUUUCUCCACGUUAUUUCCUCUUUUACCUUUCCCCUAAAAGGUCACCAAGCAAGUUAUGUGGAAAUUAUUCCACACGAAUCAAAGGGCUAAUCUGAAAAUGAACUGAUAGGACACAUCAAUGUCAGACUUGACAGAAGUAUCUAAAAAUACAUUUGUUCUUACUGCUUGAUAGCAUUUAAAUCCACAUCAGCAUUGCUAAGAACUUGUCAGAAGAUUUGACAUUUUUCUGUGGCUGACGGGGAUUGAAACCAGAGCAGCCGCGUUUCGCUGGAUUCAUGCAGAAAUAAGAGAGUAUAAAAACCCAUGCAUUUUAAAGCCAGUUUGGCUGAUUCAGAGAUGGAGAAGAACUCUUAUUGCUCAGUGGGGGAACAAAGCCAAAAGCUGUUCUCUAGAAUCAAGCCUGUCAGUUCAGUAACAUGUACAUUGUCAGUUAAGCAUGAGGAUAAGCUUUUUCUCAGUUCAUCUCACUGCCCUCCCCACCCCCACCCC